AUGUUGUACAAGAUUAUUACAUUAGCAGUUUGGUUUUUCACAUUUGCCGCCGCAGUUUCAUCCAAUUACGCCCCAUUCACAGUUAACCUACCUGCUUUUAGCAAAGAGUGUUUCUACCAUGAUCUAAUUUCUAACGAUGACACUUUAGUCGUUUCAUACCAAGUCUUAACAGGUGGUAACUUCGAAAUUGACUUCUUGAUUACUGGUCCAGACGGCUCCACUAUCGUUGACGAAAAGCAAAAGAAAUAUUCUGAUUUCCUCUUGAAAUCUUUUGGUUUAGGUCAAUACUCCUUCUGUUUCAGUAAUUCAUAUGGUACUGCAUUGAAAAAGGUUGAAAUCACAUUGGAAAAGGAAAAAACUUUAGAAGUAGAUCAUUCCAAUACUGAAGAUGUCAUUGCUAACAAUGCAAUUGAAGAAAUUGACAGAAAUUUAAAUAAGAUGAAUAAGGUAAUGAAUUAUUUGAGAGCCAGAGAAUGGAGAAACAUGUCUACUGUAUCCUCCACUGAAUCCAGAUUGAAAUGGUUGUCCAUUUUAGUUAUGCUCGUUAUGGUUGGUAUCAGUGUUGGUCAAGCUAUCAUCAUUCAACUUUUCUUUAAAAGUCGUCAAAAGAAUUACGUUUAA
Molecule: messenger RNA, 621 nt
Organism: Kazachstania africana CBS 2517
Lineage: Eukaryota; Fungi; Ascomycota; Saccharomycetes; Saccharomycetales; Saccharomycetaceae
Gene: ERP2
Product: Erp2p
Exons: 1
Coding region: 1-621 (206 amino acids)
Biological process (GO): Golgi organization; endoplasmic reticulum to Golgi vesicle-mediated transport; protein retention in ER lumen
Cellular component (GO): endoplasmic reticulum; Golgi apparatus; endoplasmic reticulum-Golgi intermediate compartment
Source: RefSeq, a predicted model, not a curated record